AUGAGAAAGAAGUAACAAUCGAAAAAAGUUGAAAAAGAGAAUGAUUCUUCUUAACCCACUACUGCUAUUGCCUCUUAAAAAAGUAAGGAUAUCAGCUAAUAUUUUAAAGAGUUUGUCAAUAAGGAUUUGGAGAAUGAUCUACUUGAGUACAAAGCUAAGAUGAUCAACCACAUAGAGAAUAGAAUACUGCAUUCUUAAAAGAAAUUAGAGGACUCUAUAAGGGAGGACAUGGAACAUUUUGAAUAACAGAUUUCUAAAACUAUCAAUGAAUUAAGAGAUGACCGAUUUGACCAAAAAGUAUGUUCAGUAUAAAAUCAAGAAAGAUAAAUGGAGAAAGUGUUCAGGUAGGAAUGAAAAGAUUAUUUUAUAGAUAUAAGCCGUCUCUUUUGUCGGAGAUGUUGAAAUAGUCUGAUUAUAAAACUCUUUACCACAUGAUGAUGGCAAGCAUGUUUAUUUUGAUGGGCAAUCUAUGGAUAUAGGACUAUUUGGAGAGAGGUAUCAUAUUUGAUAUGGAUACAUUCUUCUGGUGCUUUUAGACUCCUUUGUUAGUAGCAGAAAUUUGGUUUGCUUUAGUAUUAUCCAGUUAUUUGACUGUGUAUUGGGUGACCUACUGUUACUCAAAUAAGAUCAAGCCAUUCACAGCCAUUCUGGUAUUCAGUCUUCAUUAGAUAAUAAGCAUUUUGGCAGCUUGUUAUAUGACAACUGCUUGGGUGGUAAAUAAGUUAAAUUAAUAUAGAAUGGAUUUGGUUCAAGGAUGAUUGUGAUGUGUGAAGCAGUCAGAAUGAUGAUGAAAAACUAUUCUUAUGCUCGAAACAAGAUGUUGUAUGGCACAGAGAAUAAAUACAAAUACUUCAUUCUGCAAUCAUUUGAAAGGAAGGGAAUCACUAAACAAAAUGCUUUGCUUCCUGACAUCAAUAUUUAAUCCCUUUCUUAAGAACUCAAGAGGUACACUUACUUCUUCUUGGCACCAACUUUGUUAUACAGAGACUAUUACGUUAAGGCUCCAAAUUACUCCAAGAAAAAGGUCAUCAUAGAAUUCGCAAAUUUCUUUUUGUGCAUUUAUUACGGGUUUAUUCUCUUCAGAUCUUUCUGUAAAGAACCAAUACUUUAAUUGAGGUAUUACUAUAAUUUAUUUUUAGAGAGAACUUGACUUUAAUGAAUUUCAUUGUUACUUUAUAUAAGUUAAUGAUGCCAUCAACUUUUUCACUCGUUCUGGUCUUCUUUGGUUUACUUCACAGUUGGUUUAAUGGAUGGGCAGAACUACUGAGAUUUCCAGACAGAACAUUUUAUCAUGAUUGGUGGACAGCCUCAGAAUUUGGAUAGUAUUAUAGAAAAUGGAAUGUUAUUGUUCAUGAAUUCCUUUAUUAUUAUGUUUAUUUGGACAGUGAGAAAUUAAGUUAAGGCAAAAGAAGUAGACUCUUUAGACAACUGAUCACUUUUGGAUGUUCAGCAGUUAUUCAUGAAAUCAUUCUUACUUUUGCUUUGGGCUUCUUUUAUCCAAUAUGUUUUCUUUUAUUUACUGGUCCAGGAAUUUUAUUCAUUUAAGCCAAGGAAGUCUUUAAAUAGGUAUUUAUAUUCAUUAUGGAAGGGCUGGUUUAACAUUCUAUUUUGGGUUUUAAUGUACAUAGGAACCUCUGUGAUGAUCACUUUAUAUUUGACUGAGUAUUAUGCUAGAAUUCUAAUAAAUGAUCACUUAAUUGAACAAAGAUGGGGAAUUAUUCAAUACUUAAUUCCUAGAACAAUUUAUCUAAUCACAGGAAUUUGAUAGGUUUAAUAAUAAUUAUUAAAAUUAUUUUAAAUU
This is a messenger RNA of Paramecium octaurelia, 1801 nucleotides long. The record is from the annotation of a GenBank genome assembly. Lineage: Eukaryota; Ciliophora; Oligohymenophorea; Peniculida; Parameciidae.